Molecule: messenger RNA, 516 nt
Organism: Seminavis robusta
Lineage: Eukaryota; Bacillariophyta; Bacillariophyceae; Naviculales; Naviculaceae
Source: the annotation of a GenBank genome assembly
AUGAUGAUGGCACCAAACCAACUGGAAAGCUUUUGGGAGAAGCUGCCCUCAAUGCAAAUGAUUGAUGACUGGGUACACAACCAAAACUAUUCCCUCGAUGUCGUCCUCAUUGAUGACUCCCUCGUUGAACACAUGGAAGGAAAGGAACUAGGAAAGGAACAAACGAGCUUACGAAGGGAUCAUGACGUUUUUGAUCAACUAUUCAAUAAGAGCGAUGGAGGUGCACUCGAUGGACUUGCCCUGGGAAUUGGAGGAGAUCGUUGUGCCAACCUACUCUAUCGUCUCACCAACGGAGAAUUGACCAAGGCGUUUAAUCCCAAAGUAUGGUGGAUCGUCGUGGGAACAGAAGACUGGGAGUUUGGAUCCACUCCAGCGGCCAUUCUUGCCGGAGUCAUUGCCAUUGUCAAUGCAAUUCGUAGUGUGCACCCUGACACCCAAAUCGUCAUUAACAGCUUGCUCCCGCAUCAAGUCAACGACGAGUCCAUUCGGCAAGUCAAUCUAAUGUUGGGCUGCUAA